GACUCUUUUCCGUUUCUUCGAGCUCAAAUCCCAACGACAAUGGCGGUUCCGAUUCACUUCCUCAUCAACUCUCCACAUGAAUCAUCCGACGAAGAGUACAACGGUUCCGAAAUUUCCUAUUCAUCUGAAGACGAGUCCAUGGAAGACGAAUCGUCCGAGUUAGAAAACACAAACGGAGAAUCUCUCUCCAAUCUCGAACAUGAAGAAAGUGAGAGUGAUGGUACUGAGGAUGAGUUUUGGGUUAAGUAUCCGUAUUUGAAGGAGUUAGUCGAGAUUAUUGUAGCUCAAGGUUUAAUUUCUGAAGAAGUAGCUUUUGAGAGAGGUAAGCUUAUUGGUGAUGAUAAGGCUAAAGAGUUGAAUGAUGGAUGGAAAGCUUUGUGUCUUAAGGAGCAGGAUUUGGGUAAUCAAAUGCUUGAGCUUCUUGCUUCUUCUACCACAAAACCCUGAAAAUUUGAGGAAUUUUUCAUGUUUUGUUCUGGUCUGUGACUGUGAGAACUUUGGUUUUGAUGUGUUGUUUGUGUUGGUAUUGAAACCUUAAUGUGUUCAUCUUUAUGGAAGAAGAAGAAGAUAAACAUUCACUCACAGU
This is a messenger RNA of Arabidopsis arenosa, 586 nucleotides long. NCBI's taxonomy places the organism in Eukaryota, Viridiplantae, Streptophyta, Magnoliopsida, Brassicales, Brassicaceae. The record is from the annotation of a GenBank genome assembly.